UAUCGCAACCAAAGAAAACAACAUCCUAUACUCUUAAAAAUGAAAUUUGUCGCAAUUGCCGCUCUUCUACUCGCCACUACUUCGCAGCUCGUCUCCGGCUACGCCAUCAAGGGCGACACGGUCAACUGCCGUUCGGGUCCGGGAACCUCCAGCAAUGUCGUGCGCACAUACAAGAAAGGAGCUCAAGUGACGCUCUCGUGCCAGACGCCAGGCACAAAGGUCAACGGCAACGAGCUCUGGGACAAGACGCAGCACGGCUGCUACGUGAGCGACUACUACGUCGACACAGGCAACGGCUAUGUGGCCAAGAAGUGCCCUGCGCCCAGCAAGCCAAAGCCCGACGACAAGCCGAGCACUGGCGGCGCGGGUCCGAUGAAGGACGACUACCCGUACAAGGGAAGGUGCGACAUCGUCGACAAGUGGCGGUACUACUCGUGCCAGUGCGUCAGCUUCGUCGCCUGGCGCGUCAACUCGCGCCUGGGCAUCAACUUCCACAACCGCUACAAGGGCAAGGCAUGGGGUAACGCCAACCAGUGGGACGACGCGGCGCGUGCCUCCGGCGUCACUGUGGACAACACGCCGAAGCCGGGAGCUGUGGGCCAGACGGACAGCGGCAGCAAGUUCGGACAUGUGGUGUGGGUGGCCAAGGUCUCGGGCAACAGCGUCACGAUUGAGGAGUACAACUACAAGCGCCACCAGUACGGCACGCGGACUGUUCCCAAGAGCUCUUUCAAGUACAUCCACCUCAAGAAGUAG
Linderina pennispora is the source of this 756-nucleotide messenger RNA. Its product is annotated as CHAP-domain-containing protein. The transcript has a single exon. NCBI's taxonomy places the organism in Eukaryota, Fungi, Kickxellomycota, Kickxellomycetes, Kickxellales, Kickxellaceae. Bases 40 to 756 code for a protein of 238 amino acids. The record is from RefSeq and is a predicted model, not a curated record.